Molecule: messenger RNA, 1237 nt
Organism: Oryza brachyantha (malo sina)
Lineage: Eukaryota; Viridiplantae; Streptophyta; Magnoliopsida; Poales; Poaceae
Exons: 1
Coding region: 41-943 (300 amino acids)
Biological process (GO): blue light signaling pathway
Source: RefSeq, a predicted model, not a curated record
AGGCGCGGCGGCAGCAGGCCACGCUCCCCUCGCUGCCACCAUGCAUAGCAUAGCUUUAGCAGCACAGGCGCAAACGCGCAAGCCUCCGGUCUCUCUUCUCCUCCCCCUCCUCGUAACGUGUCCGCUUCUUCCCCCACCAGUCCCCCACCACCUACCCGGCCUGAUCUUUUUCCCCUCGCUAGGCAAGAGCUAUAGCUCCCCAGGCACCAUUAUAUCAUCAGCAAAGAAAGCCAGCCGGCAGCCGCUGCUGCUGCGAUCGUCGUGGGUGCGUUGCGUGUGCGUAAUUGGCAGAUCAGCUAGCAGCAUGGCGACCUCCGGCGACGUCGAAGAGGUGCCGGAGCCCGGGACGGAUCACCCGCCAGAGCCAUGCAUGGGCGUCGGCAGCGGCGACGACCUGGAGCCGACGACGGAGGAAACAAGCCGCCCUCUGGCGGCCGAGACGACGUCAGAUCACCAUGAAGCGGCACAGCCGGAGCAGCCUGCGGAGAGAUCGACGUCGGAGGCGGAUGAGGAGAAGGUUCCGGUGCCAGUCGCGGUCGACACGACGUCCGAUAAAUAUGAGGCGCCAGCCGUUAUUCCCAACGCCGCAGCGGAGAGGGCGUCGUCGACGACGGAGGAGGAGGAAGAGAAGGUACCUGUGCCGUUACCGGCAGCGAAGGAGCUGCAGGCAGCCCCGGAGGACGACUGUCAUCAGGAGAGCGCGCGGGAGAGGCUGAAGCGGCACAGGCGGGAGAUGGCCGGGAGGGUGUGGGUGCCGGACAUGUGGGGGCAGGAGAAGCUGCUCAAGGACUGGGUGGACUGCUCCGUCUUCAACCGCCCGCUCGUGCCACCCGACCUGCUCACGGCGCGCCGGGCGCUCGUCGCCGAGUUCUGCGCGCGCCGCCCGGACCGGACGCCGCCCGCCGGCUCCGGCCCUCUCCGGGUGCAAAACAGCUGCUCCUAAUCGAGCUCAAUUAGCGCUCCAACUUCACUAGCCAUAUUAGCUAGCCACGUGUGUGCGUGCCUUCUUUUUGCUCAAAUAAGAGAGAGACUUCUUAAUUUGUUUUGAAGUUGUGAAGGUCUUUCAAUUUCUUUCUGUACUAAUUCUACAUUUCUAAUCAUGCAUAUGUGAAUUACAUUUACUGAUUUUACUAGCUUAUAUACUCUGCUAUGUAAUAAUAUGUGUUCCUGUCAGUUGUCCUCACAGAUUCACACUUGAGCUCCUCCAGAAAACUAUAUUGGUGACUGUCACCUAUAU